CGUCGCAAAAAGAGCACUUUCUUCGGCCUGCUUGGCAUGGGUCUGGAUGGUGUGAGGUCACUACAUGGUUGCCUGGCCGGACUGAUUCAUCAUGAGUACGGUUGUCCAGAUAUAUAAACAGUCGAAAGUUGCUUGAAAUCAUGGCAUGGAUAAGUUCAUUUAUUACACUCAACUCACUCUAUUCGGGACGUCAAAUCAAUCAUCUGCUACAUCUUAACCUCCAAUAUGAGGCUUUCAGUCACCAUCUACGCCUUAUUGGCAGCCUUCUCAUCCUGCUCUUCAGCAGAUCAGGUAAACCAAACCAGCAAUACCCCAACUCUGGACCUGAGCACCGACUCCGCCUUCAACUUUCAAUAUCUCAUUGCACUCGGGGAUGCCCUAACCGGUGGAUCGGACAUCGCCCCAGUCCUCGGUGCCGCCAAAAACAUCCAGGCUGGGGACAUGGAAUCCUUCAGUUCGCAAUUCUACAAACUCGCCAAUUAUACCAAGGCAAUGGCCGAAAACCCCGAAAAUGCCUACGAUCCAGUCAACGUGAGAGACAUGUGGUUUUCGACUGCCCAGUACUUCCGUCGUGCGGAUAUCUACCUGCAUGGUAACUGGAGCAACCCACUGAUCGACUCCCUGUGGGCCGAGCAGACUGCCGCCUUUGAUAAGGCGAUGGCUGCUCUGCCGGUACCGGGCCAGUGGGUUCGCAUUCCCGCCCAGAAGGGCAACUUCACCAUUGAAGCAAUCUGGUACGGUGCAUCGGACAGCAAUAGCCAACAGCUCCCGACCUUGGUUAUCGGAAAUGGAUUCGAUGCCGCUCAAGAAGACUCAUACCAUUACUUUGUGGCUGCCGCCCUAGCUCGAGGGUGGAACUGCAUUACAUACGAAGGACCCGGCCAACCGACUGUGCUCCGUAACCAGCACAUCGGUUUCAUUCCGGACUGGGAGGACGUGGUAAUUCCCGUUGUGGACUACGUUCUCUCCCAGAAGUCCCAGGUCGUGGACCCGGACCGUCUGGUCCUAGUUGGAAAUUCAUUCGGCGGUUAUUUAGCUGCGCGCGCGGCCGCAUUCGAGCCUCGACUGUCCGCCGUCGUUCUCAUCGACGGGGUAUGGGAUCUCUACGCCGGGUUCUCGGCCCAACUACCCUCCGACCUCCUGGCGAUCUACGAGGCAGGCAACUAUACCACGUUCGACCAAGAAAUUCUCUCGCUGCGUAGCUCCGACCAGCUCUCCACCAACACGGCCUGGGGCCUCGACCAAGGCUUGUGGACGUUUCGCACCCACUCGCCGUCGGACUUUUUCAAUCAGACAAAGCAGUACCGACUUGCAGAUGUUGCUGCACGAAUUAACAUGCCGGUGUUUGUCGGUGAUGCUGAGUUCGAAAAUAUUUUCCCCGGACAGCCGCAACAGGUCGCGGAUGCAAUCGGUGAUAAUGCAACUUAUCAUAUGUUUAAUGGGACGGCGGGCUAUCAUUGUCAAACUGGGGCGGGACAGGAAAUGACGACAACCAUGUUUGGCUGGCUCAAUAAAACGCUGGGUGGGGUAUAGCCACAGUGUGCAGUGAUUGACUGGUGUUCUGGAUGUGUAUAGUGAAAGUGUGUAGGGCACCUGUUCGUGGCUAUCAUGGCGCUGCGUCGGCUAUCAUAGCCAUAAUGGAGAAUGUGCCGUGCGAAACAUAAUACAGCAUGUGCUUAGGAGAAGUAAAAGGUAAUAGGUAUUGUAUGCGAUCCAAGGAAGAUUAUCAAGCACCUAUUUGGGAAGAUCGGG
This is a messenger RNA of Aspergillus ibericus CBS 121593, 1752 nucleotides long. RefSeq names its product hydrolase psoB (gene psoB). The record is from RefSeq and is a predicted model, not a curated record. The coding region runs from base 226 to 1533 and encodes 435 amino acids. NCBI's taxonomy places the organism in Eukaryota, Fungi, Ascomycota, Eurotiomycetes, Eurotiales, Aspergillaceae. The transcript has a single exon.